GCUCUCGGAGGGGCAGCAUGUCUGGGGGCAAGUACGUAGACGCGGAGGGGCUGCUCUACUCCGUGCCCAGCCGGGACCAGGGCAACAUCUACAAGCCGCACAACAAGACCAUGGCAGACGACCUGCCCGAGAAGCAGCUGUACGACGCGCACACCAAGGAGAUCGACCUGGUCAACCGGGACCCCAAGCACCUCAACGACGAUGUGGUCAAGAUUGACUUCGAAGACGUGAUUGCCGAGCCUGAGGGCACACACAGCUUUGACGGGAUCUGGAAGGCCAGCUUCACCACCUUCACCGUGACAAAAUACUGGUUUUACCGCUUGCUCUCGGCCCUCUUGGGCAUCCCCUUGGCCCUUCUCUGGGGCAUCUACUUUGCCAUCCUCUCCUUCCUGCACAUCUGGGCCGUGGUGCCUUGCAUCCGGAGCUACCUGAUCGAGAUCCAGUGUAUCAGCCGUGUCUACUCCAUCUGCAUCCACACCUUCUGCGACCCGCUCUUCGAGGCCAUCGGCAAGAUGUUCAGCAACAUCCGAGCCACAGUCCAGAAAGAAAUCUGAAUGACGGUCCCGCCGGCUUUAGCGUCUCCCUCUCCUCCCCUUGAUCUAGGCCCCUGCCUCAGGCCUCUCGUGGCCUCUUCCAGCCCCAAACAAAGAAAUCACCAGUUCGGUUUCCAAUGUUGCUAUCUGUGUCCCCGGCCCGCUCCUGGAUUCCCCUUGGCCCAUUCCCAGAAGUCGGGCUUACCCGCAGGCCCGAUGGCCAUAGUCCUGCUUCCCUUUUGGGCCGGGGUGGACAGUUUGGAGGGUCACUUCUGGUAGGUGCCCCCGGCACCAGGUGAGUGGCUUUCCAUUCCACCAGUGAGCUGCCACCACAGGAAACCCAGGACUCGGGGUGAGAGGGUGCAGGUAGACUGGCCUUGUCCCUUGUCUUGGCCACGGGCAGUCAGUAGGUGUUGGCUUCCAAAGCCCAAGCAGAGUGCCUGACAACCAUUAACCAACCUCCUCCAUUCACUCGCCCCCUCAGCCUGCUAAAUCCUGGCACUUUCCCCGCAAGACCCACACCAAAGUCAGGUGUUCCCCUUCAGAGCCCCUCCCGUCCUCCCUCCAGAAGGCUGGAUGACUAUUCGUCAGCCACUUCCGACUGGGAGCGAGGUCUCCAAAAGGAUCCCAGGGGGAAAAUCCCAGGGCCUUAUUACUGGGUGUCAAUUGUGACUCUGGGGCUCCGGGCUGGAGGGCCUACAACUGGGCUUUGGCCACAUCGGCCUUCCCUGGAGAAAACGUUCUUCCCAGAGGUGUGCGGGUUUGCCCCAGGAGGGAAUCAGGAUGUGUUCCGGGGAGGACACCCACCUGAGCCAUCAGUGAGAGAAGCCGGCACUGACAAUGACAGCAUAGGACUGUUAGCCACUUCGUUCCUGAGUCAGGCCCGCAGGCCAUCCAGCCCAGCUCUCCAUUUCCCUAGCAAUGAGAUGCUUAGGGGAAUUGGCUCUGGUCACCUUUUCUGCACCUCGACCCUCAUGGUUUGGGGCGGACCAUCUGACACCCGCCCCCCUCAACUCUCCCACUCACCAUUCUUAACUUUCCUUAUCUCAGCAAAGGAAGAUCAGCUUGCCAUUAACUUACAGACUGUCUGCCAGUCAUCCAGACUAACCCAUCAGGGAGUGGUUUCUAAAUGCAAGCUGGUGCCCUGUACUGGCAGCUGAUCAGCCAAUCCCCGAGUGUUCCCAAAGGUGGUGGGCUGGGCCUGGGAAUAGUUGGGAAAACGCGGACCUUGGUCACCUGUUGCCGAGCCCGUGACCAGGGAAAGUGUUUCCCGGUGCUCAGACACCGCUGUGUGCCUGCGAGUGGCUACCAGCCACUUGCAGAAGCUUCCAGAAAACAGGGAGCUAGGUCAUUUUGCUGGCCUAAAUUCAGCUUCUCCUGAACCCAAACUGAGGAAUUUUACCCAUGAACCUGAGCUGUACAAAAAGCCGCCUAGUCCAGCCGAUAUCUUGACUUCCAACCUUGCUGACCCCUCUCCCUUCUGCAUGUCCCGGGCUUUGUCUCUCUUGUCUUUGCCAGGGCAGCCUGCUCACUGAGAGCAGCUUCCCUCCCUUUAGCUCCUACCAACCUAUUAAAUAACAGUUAAGACAGACACUGGCAUGGAAAUCAUUUUACUUUUUUUACCGUGUACAUAACAGAAACUGUACUAUUUUCGAUAUUUUUCAGAGUAAAACACAUCAUGUCAAGAAUGUAAACCUAAAAUAGGCUUAUCUUCCUCUGAGGAAAGUAACUUUGGAAUCACCCUGGUGAUCCCACAGGUAAACUGUGUAUCCUGAGCAAUGUCUGUUCACUUAGAAAUAUAGGCCCUAAUCCCCCCACGGAUUGUCAAUCCAGGGCAUUUACAGCCAUAGUGUAUGCUUACUGAUAUAUUUGACACUUUUUUUAUUCUGCAUGUACUGUAAAUGCUGCGUUUCUGCACAAUAAAAAUGUUUUAACAGUA
This is a messenger RNA of Tachyglossus aculeatus (Australian echidna), 2472 nucleotides long. It is a transcript of the gene CAV1, whose product is annotated as caveolin 1. The transcript is spliced from 3 exons. The record is from RefSeq and is a predicted model, not a curated record. Bases 18 to 554 code for a protein of 178 amino acids. Gene Ontology annotation, molecular function: protein kinase binding; transmembrane transporter binding; molecular adaptor activity. Gene Ontology annotation, cellular component: caveola; perinuclear region of cytoplasm; cytoplasmic vesicle. Gene Ontology annotation, biological process: negative regulation of endothelial cell proliferation; caveola assembly; negative regulation of protein tyrosine kinase activity. Lineage: Eukaryota; Metazoa; Chordata; Mammalia; Monotremata; Tachyglossidae.